This is a messenger RNA of Arabidopsis lyrata subsp. lyrata, 727 nucleotides long. RefSeq lists its product as uncharacterized. The coding region runs from base 241 to 516 and encodes 91 amino acids. NCBI's taxonomy places the organism in Eukaryota, Viridiplantae, Streptophyta, Magnoliopsida, Brassicales, Brassicaceae. The transcript is spliced from 2 exons. The record is from RefSeq and is a predicted model, not a curated record.
CCGGGUACGCUUUAUCUCAUCGUUAAGGGAGCGGCUAGGUGGCCAAUCCGAAUCGAACCCAAGAGGGGGAACUCACCGCCGUGAGCCCUUUACCAACUGGACCAACGUGGGUUGGUUUUACUCUUUAAUCCUUCAACCUCCCGCUUCCACAACUCUCGCUCGCUGGAUCCUCACCUUCCGGUGAAAAUCUCUCACAGUUGAAGGACAUUCUUGUUACAAUUUGGUUAUAAGGACGAAGCCAUGAAGAGUCUGAUAUGGUUAACAGCAGAAGAGGCUGCAAAGAACAGAGGAAAAGUUCUUUCUUUGUAUCGACAAUUACUUCGGAGCAUCAACUCGCCGAAAUUGCAGCUUAGUUAUGCUGCAAGACUUGCAAAGAAAGCUGAGGUUAAGACCAUCUUCUUGUUUGGCUCCGAGGAGAUUUCGAAACACAAUGUCGCUGAUCUCAUCCGUACCGCUGAAUAUGCUCUUUCUCAGUUGAAACAAGGCAAAAUCCCCAACAACACCACUCAGUAUUGAGUCAUCAUUGUCACUCUCACUCUCAUUAUCACACACGUUCAUGGAUAUAUAUGGCUUAGCUUGCUGCUCUUUUCAAUCUUGGUCCCUUUCAUGUAUGUGACUAUGUUGCAUGUUCUUAGUAUUACAUGAUGUUGGUUUAGCAAACAUGAUGUAUGUUUUUGCAUAAUGCUCAGUAUAUCCCAAUAAUCAUUAAUUAAAAGUUUGAGAAUAA